AUGGAUUCUCCCAAGGAAAAGGGUGAAGUUAUUGGCAAGCCGCUCACCGAGAGCCAGACAAGGGGAGAAAGUAUCUUUGUGGGCAACGUUAUCGAGAGUGACGACCAACUGAAGCGACAUCUCGGCAAUCGACAGAUUCAGCUGAUUGCCAUUGGUGGCUCAAUUGGCACGGCCACAUUUGUGAGCAUCUCCAAUGGCCUCGUGGCUGGAGGCCCCGGUAGCCUGCUGCUCGCGUACACCAUAUACUCGUGUGCCAUGAUCCUCGUGAACAACUGCAUGGCCGAGAUGGCCGUCUUCCAACCCGUCACUGGUGCUUUUAUUCGCAUGGCAGGCAAGUGGGUCGACGAGUCUCUCGGAUUCAUGGUUGGAUGGAACUUCUUUCUUUACGAAGCAUUCCUCAUUCCCUUUGAGAUCUCAGCCUUGAAUCUUGUGCUCUCAUAUUGGCGUGAUGACAUACCGGUUGCUGCCGUCGUUGCCGCCUGUAUCGUUUGCUACUUCGCCAUCAACAUGUUUGCCGUCGAGUGGUACGGAGAGACCGAAUUCUGGUUGACCACUGGCAAGAUUUCCCUCCUCGCGAUCGUUUUCUCCUUUACAUUCGUCACCAUGGUGGGCGGCAAUCCCAAACACGACGCGUACGGCUUUCGAUACUGGAAGGACCCCGGUGCGUUUGCAGAAUACAUCACAACUGGUGACCUUGGUCGGUUCGAGGGUUUCCUGGGUGCCAUGUGGAGCGCCGCCUUCACCAUCGUUGGGCCCGAAUACGUUGCAAUGGUAGCCGGUGAAACAAAGCUUCCCCGAACGUAUUUGAAGACUGCCUUCAAGACUGCAUACGCAAGAUUCGCCUUCUUCUUCAUCGGCAGCGCUCUUUGCGUUGGCAUCGUGGUCCCCUACAAUGACAGCACUCUGUUGUCCAUCCUUUCUGGGUCAUCGGAAGGUUCUGGAACUGCUGCCGCCUCGCCUUAUGUUAUUGCCAUGGGAAACUUGGGGAUCGGGGUGCUGCCUCACAUUACCAAUGCUCUAUUGGUGACCAGCAUCUUCUCGGCUGGAAAUGCUUACACGUAUUGCGGCAGCCGUAGUCUUUAUGGACUUGCACUGGACGGACAAGCGCCAAAGUUCCUUCGCAAGUGUACCAAGUCUGGAGUACCUGUGUACUGCCUGGCCACUAUCAUGGUUUUCCCAUGCCUUGCCUUUCUCAACCUAUCCAACUCUGGUGCCGAGGUGCUCAGUUGGUUUGUCAACUUGAUCACGGCUGCUCAAAUCAUUGAUUACAUUGUGAUUUGCAUCACAUACAUCUUCUUCUACCGGGCUUGUCGUGCUCAGGGCCUUGAUCGAAAGACUCUUCCCUACUGUGGCAUCUUCCAACCCUACUCUGCUUGGAUUGGGCUUGUCUUCUUGACUGCGGUGGUCUGUACCUACGGCUACAGCGUCUUCCUUCCUGGAAAAUGGGCAGUCAAGACAUUCUUCACCUAUUAUAUGAUGGUGCUGAUUUGUCCGGUGUUUUAUUUUGGCUGGAAACUGGUUCACAAGACGCGCGUAGUCCGACCAGAGGAGGCUGACCUCGUGUGGAUUGGUCCGGUCAUUGAUGCUUACGAAGCUACCCACGACGAAGAGAAUCUCGGCUUCCGUACAGAAAUCAUGCAGAUCUUUGGACUGCGCAAGAAGAAGGUUUCCACAGAGGCCGAGUCUUCAUAA
Pestalotiopsis fici W106-1 is the source of this 1692-nucleotide messenger RNA. RefSeq lists its product as uncharacterized. Gene Ontology annotation, molecular function: amino acid transmembrane transporter activity. The record is from RefSeq and is a predicted model, not a curated record. Gene Ontology annotation, biological process: amino acid transmembrane transport. Bases 1 to 1692 code for a protein of 563 amino acids. Lineage: Eukaryota; Fungi; Ascomycota; Sordariomycetes; Amphisphaeriales; Sporocadaceae. Gene Ontology annotation, cellular component: membrane. The transcript has 3 exons.